CUACUGACGGGAGUAUUUUUCCAAGCGAGUGCGUCGAGGGUGCAGCCAUUUCUCGCUCUGCUUUCAGCUCUUCUCGCACUUGUUCAGACUCGAGUCUCUCUCCGUGACAGAAACCGCCUGAGUAAAGGCAGGUCAGAUUCCCCUCUUUGUUUGCUGAGCUGGUUUCCUCGCCAGCAGAACCACGUCGGGAUGGACCCAGCAAGCCGUUACCAAGUGUUGCACAAUGAGGAAGAUUCUUCAGAGACUUCCAGCGUAGAGCAGCAGCCCUGCACCUCUGCGUCAGCCAGAGCCGACGCGUCCGGCCCGGACCAGAGGGAGGCUCAGGCCCCAUCAGCGGGGGAGGCUGACGCGCCCCCGCCUCCCUACGCCUCCAUCGACCUGGGGGCGACCGCCGCGGCACCUGAAUCCAGCUUCCAAGGCGACUUCCCUGUUCCUCCACCCUACAGUGUCGCCACGUCACUACCAACCUAUGAUGAAGCAGAGAAGGCUAAAGCAGCCGCCCUGGCUGCCUCCGCCGUGGAGGUGUUGCCCCGGGACGAUGACUUCCCCCCGAGAGAUGACUUCAGCGAUGCUGAUCAGCUCCGAGUCGGGAAUGACGGGAUCUUCAUGUUGGCCUUUUUCAUGGCCUUUCUCUUCAACUGGAUUGGCUUCUGUCUGUCGUUCUGUCUGACCAAUACCAUCGCUGGACGCUACGGCGCCAUCUGCGGCUUCGGCCUCUCGCUCAUUAAAUGGAUCCUCAUCGUCAGGUUCUCAGACUACUUCACUGGCUACUUUAACGGCCAGUACUGGCUCUGGUGGAUCUUCCUGUUGCUAGGCCUCCUGCUGUUCUUCAGAGGAUUUGUGAACUACCUGAAAGUACGCAACAUGUCAGAAAACAUGGCCACGUCGCACCGAACACGCCUCUUCUUCCUAUACUGAAAGUUUCCACGCCGCCAGCAUUCCUUUCCAGCGCAGUUCCUUCCCUUGCCCUCGCAUGACCUGACAGAGGAGCCCGGCAGCGACGAGAGGAAGCGGGGAAGGAAUGGAGAAAGUAUUACCAGUUUAAUCCAUCUUUUCUAGAACAAUUCGACCCACUCUAAAGAAAGUCUGCGCUUCUGAACUGAGCCAAAAACAAAAAACAAGAUGAAUUUUCAUUCUCUCCCCCAAAUCUGCCUUUGUUGCUUUCGUCGGGCUUAUUCGUCGUGUUUCACAAAGCACAAUGGGGGGAAAACAAUCUAGCAAAAAUUAAGGAAUUCAUUCAAACGAAUUUAAUCUGUCAAUUUAGUUUUGCAUAUUCAGUGUUAACAGGAGUUCCUAUUGUCCUCGGAAGCGUAUCUCUGUUGUCCACAGAAAAGGUGGGUAUCGAACAGUCUGAACUAGUCUUACUUUAACUGUGAUGUAGCAUUGUUUUAUAGUAAAACCAAUCCAGAGUUGUGGAGCCCGGAAUGCACCAUCUGAAACGAGAACAAAACUCCAUUUGGAUAAACAGGGCUGCAGUUUUCAAACCUUUUAAGACUUCUUCACUUUAAAGUAGAUUCAGGUUCUAAAGCUUUAGUACUGGAUGAUUUCACAGCAUACGCCAAGUUAAUCUCAACUCUUAACGCUUCAAAACACUCUUUUUGUCUCCGAACUCAUCCAUACUUUUGUUCUUGAGAACAAGCAAGCUAAAAAGAGCUAAUCAAUGAUGUAUAUUUUUGGAUAAAACAGUGUUUGAAACUGCACAAGGUCUCAUCAGGUCAGCUGCGACCCCUCGUUCUGGUGUGGAUGGGGAAGCGUGUUCACACACAGUGCUUUUUUUUUUUCCCCCACGCCCUUUGGUAUUGUUUCGAAAACGCUCUUUGGAGUGCAAGAGUCUUAUGCAAUUUAGCUGUAAUGAAUUUUAGCUAUCGUGGCUGUAAGGUUGUGCGUCGUCGAAGUAGAUUUAGUCGGUUCGUUUAACCGCCGCAGGCCGGUCCGCUUAAAAGAAGGAGAACGUCGCGAAGAAACGCCGAGCAGACUUGUUCUGCGUGACGCAGACGGAUCUCGCUUCUAGAUUCGGUUUGGGUGUUUAUAACGUCGUCUUUCCUGUUUUGAGUGGAGACGAGGCGCGGCUUCGUUUAAUAAAAGAACAGCAGCAGGUGUUGAGGUGACCCACGAGCGUGACGGCGAUGAAGUCGAGGGUUGGCGUACGGUCGUGUUUGACUGGCGCCUUAGAAGAGAAUAAAGUUUAGAUUUUUUUUUUUUUCUGUCAUUAAAUGAAAUGAAACGUGUAUAUACGAGCUUAUGCCAUUUUAUAAUAUUUGCACUUUGAAGUUCUGAUGUUCAAGAAGAUUUGUGAAUCUGCUUAACUUGAUGUGGGGGUAGAAAAAGUACAUUGCAUCUUAGCCAUCCAAGUUUUUGUUGUUUUUUUUAAAACUGGAAUUCUUAAUCAUCCCAAAAGGAUAAUCUCCCUUUUGCACUUUUUAUUUGUCAAAAAUAAUAUUUAUGUGUCUUGUUUCAUUGCUUUUAACCUGAACUGUGACAGCUUGAGAAUUGCCAAACCUUUUCUUUUUUUUUUUAAUUUUUGUUUUCAAAAAUUUACUGAUCAUAUCUUAAUCCAGCCUCAUUCAACAAUAUCAAGGUUUUUCAGUAAAUUAGAGCUCUACUGCAUGAUUUACCCACCUGAACUAGUUUGGCUGGGUAACAUUAGAAUUAAUCUACAAAUCCAUGUUUGUCUUUGUAAAUAUGGUAAGUAAGGGGUGUUAUUUCUCUGAGGCGAGACUCAGAAAAUCAUCUCAAGCAGUCGGUAUGCAUUUACUAUUACUGGAAAUAAAAUGACAGCUCUUGCAAAAAAAAAAAAACAUGCCAAUAAAGUUCAAAAGCCUGCCACUGA
Molecule: messenger RNA, 2830 nt
Organism: Xiphophorus couchianus (Monterrey platyfish)
Lineage: Eukaryota; Metazoa; Chordata; Actinopteri; Cyprinodontiformes; Poeciliidae
Gene: ndfip2
Product: Nedd4 family interacting protein 2
Exons: 8
Coding region: 190-918 (242 amino acids)
Biological process (GO): metal ion transport; ubiquitin-dependent protein catabolic process; vacuolar transport
Cellular component (GO): perinuclear region of cytoplasm; endoplasmic reticulum; Golgi apparatus
Molecular function (GO): WW domain binding
Source: RefSeq, a predicted model, not a curated record